This is a messenger RNA of Equus caballus (horse), 3395 nucleotides long. It is a transcript of the gene TRIM10, whose product is annotated as tripartite motif containing 10. Lineage: Eukaryota; Metazoa; Chordata; Mammalia; Perissodactyla; Equidae. Gene Ontology annotation, cellular component: cytoplasm. Gene Ontology annotation, biological process: protein ubiquitination; innate immune response. The record is from RefSeq and is a predicted model, not a curated record. Gene Ontology annotation, molecular function: protein binding; zinc ion binding; ubiquitin protein ligase activity.
AACGACCUUAUCUGGGUCCCCACACUCCCCUGGGCUGGCUGAUACCUCCAAUCUCCCUGAAGACAGCUGGUCACGGUGCAGGGAGGCUGAGUGGCAUCACUGCUCUGUGACCCAGUCUUCCUCCUGUCCCCGAAAGAAGAACAACCUCUUUCAACUGUGGAUGGUUAAGAUACCAGCACUAGCCUUCUACUGUGAGUGUCUCUGGAGGGACUGGAAGGAACGGUGAACCCCAGGUCAUGGGCACCGAUGGGAAGAGUAGCUGAGGUCAUCUCUGGAAUGCUGUGACCCUUCUUCGUCCCCUUCCUCCUCCUCCUCCUCUGCUAUUUCUCCAUCUCUGCUGUUCGAGGGUGUGUGUCUGUUCCUUUGGGAGGAGAACAGCAGAACUUUGUCUACCAGAGAUGCAACCCUUUCCCCUCAGCCGAGCAGACCAGGUGACCUUGAAGAGGCCACAGGCACAGCAGCACCAUGGCCUCGGCCGCCUCUGUGAUUAGCCUGGCAGACGAGGUCAACUGCCCCAUCUGCCAAGGCACCCUGAGGGAGCCGAUCACCAUCGACUGUGGCCACAACUUCUGCCGCAGCUGCCUCACCCGCUACCUCGAGAUCCCUGUUCCAGACUCUGAGGAGCCCCCCACCUGCCCCCUCUGCAAGGAGCCUUUCCGCCCAGGGAGCUUCCGGCCCAACUGGCAGCUGGCCAGUGUGGUAGAGAACAUCGAGCGCCUCAAGCUGGUGUCCUUGCCAGGCUCAGGCGAGGAGGAUGUCUGCCGGGAACAUGGGGAGAAAGUCUACUUCUUCUGUGAGGAUGAUGAGAUGCAGCUCUGUGUGGUGUGCCGGGAGGCCCAGGAGCACCGAGCCCACACCGUGCGCUUCCUGGAGGAUGCAGCGAGUCCCUACAGGAAACAAAUACAGAAGUGUCUUGAGUGUCUAAGAAAAGAGAGAGAGGAGAUUCAGGGAAUCCAGUCAAGAGAAAAUGAAAGGAUACAAGUCCUCCUGACUCAGGUGGCCACCAAGAGACAAAAAGUGAUUUCCGAGUUUGAGCAUCUGAGCCAGUUCCUGGAGGAACAGCAGAACAUUCUCUUGGCCCAGCUGGAGAGGCUGGAUGAGGACAUCUUGAAGCAACGGGAUGAGUUUGAUGUCCUGAUCACUGAGGAGAUCUGCCGAUUUAGCGCCCUGAUCGCAGAACUAGAGGAGAAGAAAGAGAGGCCGGCAAGGGAGCUCCUGACGGAUAUCAGAAGCACUCUAAUAAGAUCUGAAACCAGAAAGUGCCGGAAACCAGAGGCUGUGUCCCCUGAACUGGGCCAGAGGAUUCGGGACUUCCCCCAGCAGGCCCUUCCACUGCAGAGGGAGAUGAAGACGUUCCUAGAAACACUCUGCUUUGAGUUGGACUAUGAGCCAGCUCACAUCUCUCUAGACCCCCAGACUUCCCACCCCAAGCUCCUCUUAUCUGAGGACCACAAGCAGGCUCGGUUUUCCUACAAAUGGCAGAACUCACCAGACAACCCCCAGCGUUUUGACCGGGCCACCUGUGUCCUGGCCAGCAGUGGCUUUACAGGAGGGAGACACACCUGGGUGGUGAAUGUAGACUUGGUCCACGGGGGCAGCUGCACCGUGGGUGUCGUCAGCGAGGACAUGCAGCGGAAGGGCGAGCUUCGGCUGCGGCCGGAGGAGGGGGUGUGGGCCCUGAGACUGGCUUGGGGCUUUGUCUCAGCCCUGGGAUCCUUCCCUACACGGCUGGCCCUGGAGGAGCAGCCCCAGAAGGUGCGGGUGUCUAUCGACUAUGAGGUGGGCUGGGUAACUUUUGCCAAUGCUGUCACUCACACGCCCAUCUAUACUUUCACUGCCUCCUUCACCCAGAAGGUCUUCCCCUUCUUUGGGCUCUGGGGCCGAGGGUCUAGUUUCUCUCUGAGCUCCUGAGAGGGUGCAAUUACCCUCCUCUAAGUAGAAGUCUCAAAGAGAGGACCUUAUGGACUUGACCCCUGGCUGCAUCACCUGGAAGACUUGGCACAGAAAUUGCUGCUUUAGAUGACAUAAUGAGUCAGAACUUUGGCAAGGGACAAGAUGAGAUGACCUUCAAUCUGCUGACGAAGCCCUUUCCUCCAUGCCCAGUGGAUGCUCAGCGUAUCUGGGGACUCAGACCACUGCCAGACCUCCUCAUCACCAUCCCCACUAGGCACAGAAGUAGCUGUGCAGAGGAGGGAAUACCGGAUUUGGAGCCAGAAGACCUGGAUUCUAAACCCAGCCCUGUAACCAACCAAUUGUGUGAUCUUAAGCAAGGCAUCUCAUCUCUCUUCAUCUUGUUUUCUUCCAAAAAUAUUAGGGUUAAUUUACUCACAUCCUCAAGAAACAUUUAUUGUGUGUUAAUUAUAAACCAAGCAGUAUGGUAGCCACUGGUGAUAUGAAAAUAAAAAUUUUUAAAAAUUGUCCCAUAUCUGAAGGAGCUCAUGGGAAGAGACAGAGACAUAAAGAGGAAAUCACAGUACCAUGUGAUGGGUGCUGUGAUAGAGAUCUGACCUUGGGGUUAGGGAAGCCAGAGGAGGGAGUAUAACCCUUCUUGGAUGUCAGUGGGUGAGUCAGGCUGGCUUUCUGCAAAGAGUGAGUCUAAAAGAUGAAUAUCGUGAAUGAGGAAAGGAGGGGAAGAAGAAUCUCAGGGAAGAGGGAUGGCAGAGAACUGGCUGGAUGAUCCAUGACUCAAGAGACACUGGGUCAUCUCCACUAUCCUCAUGAGCAGAUGGGGCCACCCCCACCCCUGACAGCAGUCAAUGCUUCCCUCCUCCUGGUAGUGUCCUUCUGGCCAAGAUGAAGAUGGGAAUUGGUGGGAGGGGACCAGGGAGGCAUGGCCAUAAACCACAACCCAAGGACCACACUCAACUUCUGGGGAAAAUCCUCUUCCUGAUCUGUUGAUCGCCAUCAGUCAAAUAAUGAGAUGAAAAGAAUUAGAUGGUGGAAAGGAAUGAGUCUCAAAUAGCUCAGCUGUGUGAGCCGGAACAGCACCGUCUUAACCCUUGUAUGAGGCAAAAGGAUCCCAGGUGGAGGCAGGGGGAUAAACUGGAUGACCCGUGACCUUUAGCCCAAAGAGUUGAGACUGCUCUAGGGCUGGACAAGAAGUGACAUCUGAGAGAUGAGGUGGAAAAAGAGAGACAGUUAGGGAUUUGGAGAAGAUGUGUGGAUUUGGGGUGGAGAGCUCUAGGAGAGACAGGAAGCCAGGUGGUAUUGGGGGAGGCUGUGACCACGUGGUGUGAAAAAGCUGAGUACUGAUGAUGCCAGAAAUCCCUGUGCCUGGUGCUGAUUCUGGGAGAGGUACAAGCACUAACACAUGACUGCCUAGAAUUUGGAAAAUGAUUAUCAGUCAUCCCCAGGGGGAGUUUUAAAUCCUAUGCACAAUAAAAGUAUCGUCUCAG